Molecule: messenger RNA, 714 nt
Organism: Papaver somniferum (opium poppy)
Lineage: Eukaryota; Viridiplantae; Streptophyta; Magnoliopsida; Ranunculales; Papaveraceae
Product: glycine-rich protein HC1-like
Exons: 2
Coding region: 101-541 (146 amino acids)
Source: RefSeq, a predicted model, not a curated record
CAUGUGUAUAAAGAGAGUUCAAAGUCACACUCAUUUCCUCAUCCUUCUCUACACCAAUACAAAUAUUCCAUAAUUAAAAGGGAGAGAGUAUUUGGUAAAAAUGGGUACCGGAAACAAUGGCAGAAUUUUUAUUUUGUUGGGUCUUUUGUUUGCUGUUGUGACACUAAUCUCUUCUGAGGUUUUAGCUGCUAAGGAUUUGGCUGCAAAAACAACAAAAGAUGAGACAGCAAAGAAAAGUGGUCUGCAAGAUGCCAAGUACGGAGGAAACGGUGGUUACUCAGGUAACGGUGAUUACGGAUCCCCUGGUGGCGGUGAAUACGGAUCCCCUGGUGGCGGUGGAUCCUCUGGUAAUGGAAGGGGGCACCGUUAUGGAGGUGGGCGUGGUGGUGGAGGUAGAGGAGGUGGUUACAGAUGCCGACAUGGCUGUUGUGACGGCCGUGGGUACUACAGAGGACAUUGCUACAACUGUUGCUAUUCUGCUGCUCAAGCCAAAGCCUUGGCUGCUGAAACUACCGCGACCCCCAAUAAUCUCAAGCCUUAGAAAUCUAGCAUACUAUAUGUAUAGCUACUUUGAAAGCUAAUUAGCAUCGAAUCAAAGAUGCCCUACUUAAUAAAAAUGAAAUAUUAUAUUUUAGCAACUCGUUCCCCUUUAUGUAUUUGUAAGAACAGUUUCGUCCCAAAUGUUUUCCUGAAAUAAUUUUUUUUUCUUUUUUA